This is a messenger RNA of Stegodyphus dumicola, 1537 nucleotides long. Its product is annotated as BTB/POZ domain-containing protein 6-like. The record is from RefSeq and is a predicted model, not a curated record. Gene Ontology annotation, molecular function: protein binding. NCBI's taxonomy places the organism in Eukaryota, Metazoa, Arthropoda, Arachnida, Araneae, Eresidae.
AUUACUUCAACGUACAUAUAGCUUCUAUUUUAGAAAUCCUGAUUAAUCGGGCACUGGGCAUUGUGAAAUCUGGUUCUGAUUAUGCCGGAAGAAGAAGUAAUAAAACUGCCUUAAAUAUAAUUUUGCUGUAUUUCUUUUUUGAAAAUUCUCCAAUGUCUUGUAAAGAACGUGAACCGGCCCGGUGACUUUUAUGAAUUUUUGCCUUAGGGAUGCUGAAUAUCUUAACGUCAGCUGUGGCAAUAUUUCUCCAAACGUAAUCAGAGAGAAGUGUUCAAGAUGUAAUUACUGUUUGUAAAGAAAUAGACACAUCCCAGAGCUCAGGUACCUGUGACCCAGAACCCGUAAGCAUUGGAGAGUGGGUAUCAUUAACAGAAUGCACUGAAGAAUCUGAAUCCGAAAAUUUUGUUGGGCCAGAACCUGUGGUUCCUGAAGAAAUGGAGCCCUUAAGUUUUGCAGAAUCAUUAGUUUUUAGUGUUGGAAAUGUGGAGUCUUUAGGCAUUGAAAACUACGGACAGCUAAACAUUGUAAAAGCUAUUGCUACAUUGUGGGAAGCAAAUUUAUACACAGAUGUGCAUUUCACAGUUAAAGGAAAUUUCGGGGAAGAGAAUUACUCUGCACACAAGCUAGUGCUAUCUAUAUUUAGUCCGUUUUUUGCUGACAAGUUUUGUAAUCCAGAUGUCAAAAUUGAUAACACAAUUAAAAUUCCUGAUGUAUCUCCCACAGCUUUUGAAGCAAUGCUUAGAUUCAUGUAUGGAGAUUCAAGAGCAUUUCAGUCAAUGGUAAAAAAUUUGAAUAUUCUUCUAGAUGUGUACAAGUUGGCUCUUCGCUAUAAAAUAGAAAGUUUGAGAAAAAAGUGCAUGCAGUCAAUAUCGUCAGCCAGCCCAACUAAAUCAAAUGUUUUUGUGCUGUUAGAAGCUGCACAGUAUGUGAAGUCAGAUUCUCUGAAGCUCCGCUGUUACAAGGUCAUUCAAACGCAAACAUCUGAAAUUUUUAAGUCCUAUGAUGUAGGCACGAUUCCUCUCCAUGUACUGUCCAUGAUUCUGGAUCGUCCAGCGCUAAGUCUUGCUUCAGAAUAUGAGUUGCUGAAAUGGGUAUAUACAUGGGCAAAAAACCGAUGUUUGAUUGAAGGCAAAGACAAUACCAGGGAGAUAAUGGAGCCUUUGCUGCCAAAAUUAAACUUUUUGACCCUCUCUUGUGAAGAACUUGCAGAGUUUAUAAGGAAUUAUCCAGAUUUCUUCACUGAGUCUGAAGCUUUAAGUCUUUUCAUGAAUAUUUCAAGCUGUGAAUGGCCAUUACCAUCAUGGGCUGCAGGUGAUAAAGUAAAGCGUAAAUGUAAUAAAUUAGUUAGAGAGUGAGAAAUGUGUUAUUUUGUUCCUACCAUGAGCUUAACUAGAAAAUAUAUUUUUAAUUUUUGAACUUAAAAUUAACAGUUACUACAUUUCAAUUUAUAGUGAAAAUGCUUUAAUAAUUUAAUCUUAAUAUGUUCAUUUUUUGUUGAUUUCUGUUGUCAGUAUAAAUAAAACAUUUAAAAAAAUUU